Messenger RNA from Verruconis gallopava, 861 nucleotides. RefSeq lists its product as uncharacterized. NCBI's taxonomy places the organism in Eukaryota, Fungi, Ascomycota, Dothideomycetes, Venturiales, Sympoventuriaceae. The transcript is spliced from 2 exons. Bases 199 to 741 code for a protein of 180 amino acids. The record is from RefSeq and is a predicted model, not a curated record.
UGGUUAUAGGUCAGCGUAACCCUAGAUUCCAAGUAGGUUCGAUCUAUCAGCGAAAUGAUUGAACUCGAUCGUUUGGCAGUCCGAGCUCGUUGUAUUUAGAAUUCGGUCCUCCUACUCCAUUUUUCCUAUAACCACGACUUGCUCAUCACGACAGCGACAAAUUAAACCAUCUUUAGAAUUCAACCUACCUUCGUAGCAAUGCAUUUCUCUUCACCUCUUCUUGUACUCUAUGCCCUUUGUUCAGCUUUUGUCCACUCCGCCCCAAUCAUUGCUAGUGGUGGUAUGCUGAAUGCUUAUUUAAAACGGGAUGACUUGUCGGAAUCACUGACAAAAAGAAUAAUUGGACUUGUUGAACCAAGGCAUGCGUUUGCAGAGCCAGAGGCCCUACCCACGCAACGUGGCCAGAAUAAACGCAGCCCACUUCCGCUUCCAACUCAACGUGGCCAGAACAAGCGAGAGGCAGAAGCGGAGGCAGAUCCCACCCAGCGUGGUCAGAAUAAGCGUGAAGCUGAAGCCGAACCAACACAGCGUGGACAAAACAAGCGAGAGGCAGAAGCUGAGGCAGAUCCCACCCAGCGUGGUCAGAACAAGCGUGAAGCUGAAGCUGAACCAACACAGCGUGGACAAAACAAACGCGAAGCAAAUCCCACCCAGCGAGGCCAGAACAAGCGCGAAGCAGAGCCUACAGAACGAGGUCAAAAUCGUCGAUGGACGGCCCCAACGCGAAGAGGGCAAAACUAAAUUAUAGAACUGCCAUGCUCUCAAGGAUCGCAUGUCAUUCGCGCUGGCUGCGAAUUUCGCUUCUCUUGAUUGUGUUUUUUAAUUGAUAUUACAUGUAAGAAUAAAGUGAACGUGGCACAA